Molecule: messenger RNA, 3627 nt
Organism: Hyla sarda
Lineage: Eukaryota; Metazoa; Chordata; Amphibia; Anura; Hylidae
Gene: SMAD4
Product: SMAD family member 4
Exons: 12
Coding region: 340-1995 (551 amino acids)
Biological process (GO): regulation of transcription by RNA polymerase II; SMAD protein signal transduction; anatomical structure morphogenesis
Cellular component (GO): heteromeric SMAD protein complex
Molecular function (GO): I-SMAD binding; DNA-binding transcription factor activity, RNA polymerase II-specific; RNA polymerase II cis-regulatory region sequence-specific DNA binding
Source: RefSeq, a predicted model, not a curated record
UCACAUUUCGAUUUCACGCUAACCACACCUCCCGUUUCCCGCUUGCUCGUAGCUCCUCCCAUAUCCCUGCUCAGUGUCCCGGAUGUUACCGCCGCUGGAGCUCUUGCGCAUGCUCGACCCGGGAGGGUUUGUUGUCUGCGGCCUGUGCCGCUCGGAGAAACCCGGGAGGUGGAGCGGAGAUCCGUGCCUGUCCCCGUACGGCGGCCCUUCACGGUGCGGGCCUCAGGGCUGGAGGAUUAAGGAGGCCAGAGCUGAGGAAUCCGAGAAGGUGUCCGGCUGGAAGAAGGCCCGACAGCUGAAACGUUGAAGUGAGAAGUGUAACCGGAUCCUGGCAACAAUAUGUCCAUCACCAGCACCCCCACCAGCAAUGACGCUUGUCUGAGCAUCGUCCACAGCCUCAUGUGUCACCGCCAGGGGGGCGAGAGUGAGACUUUUGCUAAGAGAGCCAUCGAGAGUUUAGUAAAGAAGCUGAAGGAGAAGAAGGAUGAAUUAGAUUCACUGAUCACUGCGAUUACUACAAAUGGCGCACAUCCCAGCAAAUGUGUCACCAUCCAGAGAACACUAGACGGCCGGCUUCAGGUUGCUGGCAGGAAAGGUUUCCCUCACGUCAUCUAUGCCCGUCUCUGGAGGUGGCCGGAUCUUCACAAGAACGAACUGAAACAUGUGAAAUAUUGUCAGUAUGCGUUUGAUCUGAAGUGCGACAGUGUGUGUGUCAACCCUUAUCACUAUGAGCGGGUUGUUUCCCCUGGAAUAGACUUGUCGGGGCUAACCAUUCAAAGUACAGCUCCGUCUGGCUUAUUGGUGAAGGACGAGUAUGGCCAUGACUAUGUGGAAGGACAGCAGAGCAUUUCCUCUUCUGAUGGGCAUUCAAUACAAACCAUCCAGCACCCACCAAGUAACAGGUCAUCUAGCGAGAGCUACAGCAACUCCUCACUGCUGGCAUCUAGCGAGCCCAGCACCCCCAACGCCUCCACCUUCUCUAGCAUCCCCGUCCCUUCAACAAGUCAGCCGACCAGUUUGUUGGCAGCGUCACACGGUGAGGGAUUGCUGCAGAUCGCCUCGGUGCCUCCUCAGGGGACACAACAGAACGGCUUCAGUGCUCAGCCAGCCACAUAUCAUCACAUAGACAGUACCACCACCUGGACUGGAAGUAGAACAGCACCUUACACCCCCAAUAUGUCUCACCACCAGAAUGGACAUCUUCAGCAUCAUCCACCCAUGCCCCAUCCUGGACAUUACUGGCCUGUGCACAAUGAGCUCGCAUUCCAGCCUCCGAUCUCUAAUCACCCAGCUCCUGAAUAUUGGUGCUCUAUCGCGUACUUUGAAAUGGAUGUUCAGGUGGGAGAAACGUUCAAGGUCCCAUCGAGCUGCCCCAUUGUUACUGUCGACGGUUAUGUGGACCCAUCCGGUGGUGAUCGGUUCUGCUUGGGACAACUGUCCAAUGUUCACAGGACAGAAGCCAUUGAGCGAGCAAGGUUACACAUAGGGAAAGGCGUCCAGCUGGAGUGUAAAGGAGAAGGUGACGUCUGGGUGCGAUGUCUCAGUGAUCAUGCAGUGUUUGUACAGAGCUACUACCUGGAUAGAGAGGCAGGACGAGCCCCCGGGGACGCAGUCCACAAGAUAUAUCCCAGCGCUUACAUUAAGGUAUUCGACUUACGUCAGUGUCACAGACAAAUGCAGCAGCAGGCAGCGACGGCGCAGGCAGCAGCCGCAGCUCAAGCGGCAGCAGUAGCCGGGAAUAUACCUGGUCCAGGAUCUGUGGGUGGGAUUGCUCCAGCAAUCAGUCUUUCUGCAGCUGCAGGUAUCGGAGUAGAUGAUCUCCGAAGACUUUGUAUCCUGCGGAUGAGCUUUGUGAAGGGCUGGGGUCCAGAUUACCCUAGACAGAGUAUAAAAGAGACCCCUUGCUGGAUAGAAAUUCACUUACACCGCGCUCUCCAGCUCCUGGAUGAAGUCCUUCACACCAUGCCCAUCGCAGACCCACAGCCCCUGGACUGAUGAGUCAAGACACCAUCAGAUGUAUCGGUUACACUGUCUGGAUGGCGGACUAAAAAUCGGUCAUUAUUUGUAAUCAUGAAAAUAUAUAAAUAGAUAUAUAUAUAUAUAUAUAAAUAUAUGCACAUAUCAUCUUCCGCUUACUCCAAGUCAGGGUGGAAUUCAACAUUUUUUUUCCUGGUCCCCUUUUUUGCUGCAUAACAGCAUUUUUAUUUUUCUUUGCUGUGGAAAUUACAUAGAGUUUUGGGUACUGCUGACUUCAUGAAUAGGAUGUGAAGGCGUCACCAAUGCCUCGUGGAGAAUAGCGGCAGCCGCCUUCAGACCAGGACGUGUUGUGCUCUUCUACCCAGCUCCAUCUUGCUGAGCUUUACCACUUUGGUAUUUGCCCAGAAAAUUAGGGAAACUUUACUAAAGUUCUGUCAACUUUUUAAUUUUUUUUUUAUUUGUUUUAAAUUCUUUUUGCUCCCCCCACACCAGUAAUUUCAUAAACAAUGGGAUGGAUGGAUUUAAAGGGGCCCCCUAAUAGACCUUAUAUCUACCUGCGCAUAUGGAUUCAAUUAAUUGUUCUGUUAUCAACCACAGAGACUUUCUGAUAACUGAAGUGGUGUCCCUAAAUAUCCCGGCCCCUCCGUGAUCACUACAGUAUGUCCUUCUGUCCUGUUUUGCCUUUAUUUGUGAAUGUCCGUUCUCUUUUUUUUCUAUGAUGCCGAUUUUACAUGUCACAGCAUUAAAGCUCACCGUGUCUAAUUCUCAUCCUAAAUACAGAUUUGAAGAGUAGAUUCAUACACUAAGCGGAUUAUCUGCAGAUCCCUCAAAUGUUCAAUGCCUGUCUGUAAGUCGUGAUCAUGCAAUUCUUUUUAAUUUAUUGCCAUAUUUGACAGGGCUCGCUGUAUCCAAGGAACCAGCACUGGCACAAAGCGGAGGGAGCUUUAUUAUAGAGUUCGGAUGUUAUCGUCUUUGAGGCAUAAGGCACCUUCCUGCUUCUGUUCUGUAAUGGGAACUUGUUCCUCCUUUGUUGGGGUUAUCCAAAUUUUUUUCCACCGUGUCCUUGUCUUGCAACAUGAAAUGGUUAAACCUGACUUCUAUAUACUGUGUCAUGGAAUUGGAGGUGAUGUACACUGAAGACUUGUAAGGCUAGAUUCACUCUACGGAAUUUCUGCCUGCAAUUCCGCUUUUAAAUUGCAGGCAGAAAUUCCGCUUAUUAAAAUGUCUAGUGUAGUGAAUGGGUUUCCGUUCACAAAUUCACACUUGGGAAUUUGUGAACGAAAAUUCCGCUUUAAAAUUUCUCGCAAUUUGUGAACGGAAAAUUCCCUUAAAAAAAAUUCUCAAAAUACUCGCGGAUCACAUUGCAGUCUAUUGGAGACUGCAGUGUCCGCACGGUCCUAGUGCCGACUGAUUCAGCCGGCUUUGGCCGCACUCGGCAUCUCCGGGUGGAAAUUUUCUGCCCAGAGAUUCCGCAGUGUGAACCUAGCCUUAUACUACACCAUGUUAAUGUGCGCGCCUCAUUGUUUUACCUUUUUUUUAACGUUUUGGAUUCAGUCCAACCUAUGGCUCUCCCAGCCGUUGCAAAACCUGCUGGGAGUUGCAGGUUUGCACCAGCUAGAGCAGUGUUUCCCAACCAGGGUGCCUCCAGCU